AUGAACAUUGAAGAUGAACCAAUGUUACAAGACACAGAUAAUGUGUCCUCAAUUGAUCUCAAUGCUACUCAAAUUUCGGGGCCAGUUGACGAUUCAGUUCCUACAGAUAUUGGUGCAAGACAACCCACAAAUUCUUUAAGUCUCGACGCGUUACCAAAAUCGGACCUUGCUCCUGUUAACAGCUCGUGCAAACCCAGAAGUAGUGGUCCUGCAAAAAAGAAACGUGCAUCCGAAAUGAAAGUACGCCUAGUCCAAGAACUAAUCGGAAAAAUAGAAGCUGCAAAUGAAAAUGCUUCUCGUUCUGAGAUCAAAAUUCUUGAACUGCCCGAAAGACAAAUGCAAUUCCAUCAGGAAAAUACACAAAAUGAAAACGAGUUCUUCAAUAUCUUCAAAAAACGUCUUGUGACUGAAUGCCCUUGA
Messenger RNA from Adineta ricciae, 420 nucleotides. The record is from the annotation of a GenBank genome assembly. NCBI's taxonomy places the organism in Eukaryota, Metazoa, Rotifera, Eurotatoria, Adinetida, Adinetidae.